This is a messenger RNA of Owenia fusiformis, 2176 nucleotides long. Lineage: Eukaryota; Metazoa; Annelida; Polychaeta; Sabellida; Oweniidae. The record is from the annotation of a GenBank genome assembly.
GUUCAAAGAUGAUAUAUCAUAUCGAGAAAUGCGGUGAAAAUGUCAUGUCUUCUCUAAUAUCAAAGAUGAUAUAUCAUAUCGAGCAAUGGGGUUAAAAUGUCAUGUCUUUAUUGUAGAAGACCACAAAGAUGCUACUGCUGAAUUUGGGCCUCAUAUUGCUGGUGAGGAGUUGUGUGGCUCAUAACAUACCCCUCCAUGAAACUGUAAACACACUGGCAAAGCAACUUAUGAUGCAACAACUCAUGUUUGAGGAGAGAAUACGCAGCGAAGGAGACAGCGGAAUAAAACAGUGUAGAAUCAACAAUGGCGGUACAAAGCCCUACCACAUGCCGUCUUAUUCAUCAAAGAAAGGAGCUGCGUCAUGUCAUGAUCAUUCAAACCAUAAAAGAACACUUGGUAUGGGGGAGUUUGAAGCUGUAUUAAACGGUGUGGAAUUCAGAACCAGGCAUAAUGACUACUUAUUACGCAUGCCCAGCCGAACAUCAAGUGAAUAUCAUGCCACCGAAGACAUCCCUUUUCCUGAAGUCCCGCCAAGUGUGUUAGCAAAGAAAACAGUGAAGGGGCAAAUCGAAGAGAUGCAAAAAUAUUUCAAGGCUUUCCACACAGAUUAUACCUAUGAAAGGGAUUACAGGAAAUAUUUCAAGCCUGUUCUAUGCUAUCUUGAAGGGGCCUGGACUACAGACCCAGAUGACAUCAUUACUGAGCCCUUUAAAAGUGAUCGCAAUUGGUUAGAUGCAAACAGUUGGGAAGAUCUUGAACAAAAGAUACAAUUCAACGCAUACACAGGACGUAAAAGCAAUCUUGAAAAUUAUGCAUUCUUACCACGGAAAAUCAUUGAACUUGUAAAUGGCACUAUCCCAGUGACCGCACAGUGGAAUUAUCGCAUAUUAUGCCAUCCUUUAAAGGAAUUCCUAAAUCCAAACAGGCUGAGGUUGAUCGAUGAUGUAGCAACACGUAUGAUGUUCUACAACAAUGUAGAUCAACACUUGGAGUCAAGAAGGGCGAGGUUUCAGCUGAACACUAAAGACACCCCAUGGAUUAAUUACAAAUUAUAUAAUGAUAAAAUGGCUCAACAUAGGGAACUCCUGGAUGACUUAAUGGAGGAAAUCCCCGGAAAGGAUAACUAUGGGGCGUACCAUGAGGAUAAUGUAUACGGCCGUAAAACACACAAACUGAAGAUUGAUUAUGUGAAAAAUGUUGGCUAUUACCACCGUUGGUAUCAGAGUGAUAAGAAAGGGCCUAUGGGACUUUUAUUACGCCACCGUGGGUUUGCAGACAAAAAUAUAUUCAUGGCAAAGACACGACAGCCAAAUGUUGCACCUAUUGAGGUUGAGGAUUGCAAGGGGAAGCGAUCAAAGAGAGUGUGUAGAACAUACAGACAAAGAUGGACUUAUGCAAUUCCACUUGAAAUUGUUUACAUGUCUCCCUUGUUGAAAUGGAAUCCAUAUGAUAUACCAUACAAAGGGGAUGCCAGCUCCCCUGAAGGACAGACUGUUGAGAAAGGUGGUAAGCGCAAUGGAGGUUUCACAAAAGCAUCUGCAUACAAUGGGACACAUAAUCAACUGUACUACCACACACCAGCAAAAUUUUUUGAGGGACGAGUCGUUGAUGUGGAUAAAGCAGACACAUACAGAGCUUCAACAGGUGUCCUGGACAUGCAUGGUAUCGUGCGAUCAAUGACAUCAUCGGGGAUACGAGUCCUACUUCCAAACAUCCCUAACGUGGGAAUUGUACGUCAACGGUAUCCCAUAAUGCCCCUUCACAGUGAAGGCAGCCCUAUAUGGAAGGAACUCCACGCACUUAAGGACAUUGUCAUGGACAUGACCAAAUAUGGAUAUAUGAUGAAGAAACUACCAAAUGGUAAAAAACCGGACCUACACGACUACUUGUAUCUUAAAGACUUUGUAAACACAAGAAUUAAUCUUGGAUAUGACUUAGCAAAUGAUACUCCACACUUUCAUCAUUUCUAUUUGGGUGAGGAUGAAAGGGCAACAUUACGUAGCGGACAGCCUGUCAGUAUGAUCACAUCAGUGGCUAACAACCAUAACCAUUUAGUCACUGUGAGGCCUUGGGGAAGGAAUGGAGGGGGUUAUAAGAUGUUUAGGUGUGAUGGAGAAGAAAUCUGUUGGGAUGGCCACUCAACUAUAAAUAAACUGUAUUAUCACUAACAACUGAA